AUGAGUCAACUGUGGGGCCACAGAACGGUGCUAUGCGUCAUCUUGGCCUGUGGAGUUGCAACACAAAGCGGCGCUGUGGCGCAGCAUCUGAUUGCGUAUAUCUCUCAGCAUGGGCUGCAUGGCGAGAUUACAUUUCGCCAGAGCGAAGAAAAUCUUGUGGAGAUUCAGUCUAAUUUGGAAGCCACAUUGCAAUAUCCGGACCAAGUGUGGAGUUGGGCGGUGCGACGUUUUCCGGUGGAUUACACAAACACAGAUCCCGAUGAGCGAUGUGAGUUGGAUCGACUGGGCUCGCAGAUCUUGAGCUUCGAUGAGGAUUUGGAAUAUCUGGUGUUGCCGGGCAACGAGACGUCCACCUGGCAGCACAAAAUGCAGCUAAUUGGUGAUCGUGGCAUCUGGGGCAAGUCCCUGGUCCUAACGGAGGUCAAUUCGAAUGCCCGCAUCUGUGCCACAAUAACCACGGUGCAGAACUCCAUGGAGCACAUGGCAGAGGCACGUUUCAAUACUCCGAUUGCGGGUUCCGUUCACUUUCGAUGGCUCGCACCGACUGAUGGUGUCGGCGGCGACACGUUGAUCUACUCAGAUCUAUUUCACAUUCAGGAGCAACCAGCCUCGCCCACCCAGGAGAACAAUCGCCAGUUCACGCAGCACCAUUGGAAGAUAUUUGUGACGGAUAUUUUCAAGCAUGAUCAUCAUCGAAGCGAGGACAACUGCAACUUCCUGCAGCUGGUUUUCGAUCCGCAGGGCAGUGGACCUGGCCAAGGUAUUGGGGACUUGGACACGCGCCUGGGCAGAAUUGGUGUGGCCAAGAACGCUCUUCGCAUUUCACAGCGCAGUGUCUUCCGGGAUGCCAAACUGGCGCUGUUGCCCUCAGAUCUAACCAUUCCGCAUCGCACACUCUACCUGGUGAUCUACGACAACCAGCAUCCGGAUAACUUCUUGGCGUGCACACAGAUCAGACACGUCCAGACAUUGAUUUACAAAACUUUCAUUAACUCGGGUGGGGUCAAAGGCGAAGUCACCUUCACACAGCGCUCCAAGUUCGAUCCGACCUUUCUCAACUUUACCCUGUCCACACCACUGGCCCAGCAUGUUAGCCGCAAGUUUGCCGAGGAUGUGGCAGCCUUUCGCAUUCACAGUCUGCCCCCAACGCCACAGCGUCUCGGAAAGUCGGAUUACUGCGAGACAACGGGUGAAUUGCACAAUCCCCGGGAGCUGCAGCGGGAACAUGGGCCACCUCCGGGAUAUGGCACACAGGAGCAAUAUGCUCUGGGUGAUCUCAGUGGCAAGCUGCAAGGUCGCAACAAGCAAUACUUUCACCAGUACGUUCUGCCCGGUACCAGCUCCGAGUUGAGUGGUCUGUACUGGGACCUUUAUCUGCCACUGCAGGGUCGCCACAGCAUCGCCCAUCGCAGUCUCGUCAUCUACACCUACAACCGCACCGAAGUGCACAAUAUCACCCAGAGCAUCUGGGGUUGCUCCACAUUGAAUCAAUACCAACGCAAUGGGAUCUACCAGCAGCCCAUGUUUACGGCACAGGUUCUCUUCCGAUAUCCGGUGGUUGGACGCGUCAUCUUUCGCCAGGCCGCCGAGCAGCCCUGGCAGGACACGACGGUGCUGUUUGAGUAUCUGAUACAGGCAGAUGGUUCCACGCAGAAUAGCACCUUUGAUCAUCGCUGGGGCAUACACAGUAAUCCACCCGGUAAGGACUUCUAUGACUGGCAGAACCGUUGCAUUUCGGCGGGCGGUGUAUUUAAUCCAUUCAAGGUCGACUGGGGCAAUCGCAGUGUCGAUGAUUUUUGCCGUCCUCAAUUGCCGGCAAUGUGCCGCUUGGGUGCACUCGAUGCACGUCUUGGACGGCUGAGUAUAGCUGGUGGAAUCCAUAAGGCUAGGCAGCUGAGUCGUCGCAUGUUUAGCGAUGGUAACCUGCCCCUGUCGGGGGGCCAUAGCAUACUGGGCAAGUCCCUGGUCAUUUACGAUGACAAUGGACCCAAGGCCAGGGGCGAACGGUUGGCCUGUUCCAGUCUGAUCGGUCAUUAUCGACGCAAGGUUGUCGCCAAGGAUUGGUAUGCCAAUGGAGACGAGCUGACAGUCAAUGGCAAAAUGGAAAUCACACAGCAAUCCGAGUAUGACAUCAGCAAUGUUGAGGUGCAACUUAAAGGACUGCAGGAUAACGGUGGCUAUCAGAUACACAUGACCCCAGUGGAGGCAAAUCUGGCUUUUCCCUGCGAGGCAUCCACGCUGUACGGUAUCUGGAAUCCCUUCGAGGUCAAUCCAAAGUCUAUACCUCCGCCCAAACAGGGCACCAGCGAUCAGUAUGAAAUGGGUGAUCUAAGCGGUAAAUUUGGACGCCUCAAUGGACUGACCCACUAUGAGGAUGCCUAUAACGACACCAACUUGCCUCUCUUUGGCUACAACAGCAUCAUUGGACGCUCGGUGGUCAUCAAAAAGCAACAAAAGAACGCUCGCUGGGCCUGCAGCACACUGGAGCGUGGCUAUAGUCCAAGUGAGGCAAGGGAGCUGAGAGGUAUAGCUUCGUUUCAUCAUCCAACGGGUUACGCCUAUGGCUAUAUUAAGAUGACGCAACUGAUCCACAACGAUGGCAGUCAGUCAGAGACAGUGAUUGAGGUGAAGCUACGUCAUCCGGGCAAGAACGAUCGCAAUUCUACGCGCAACCACAACUGGCAAAUCUUUGUGAAUCCCGUGGGUGUCGAUGCCGCUGUCAAGCCCACAGUUACCCGCUGUGUGGCAGGUGGAUACGUCUGGAAUCCCUUUUACACUCAACUCGCAGAUCCCUUGAAUCUUGAUUUAUAUGAACAGGAAUGUGGACCAGAUAAUCCAUUGAGGUGCUAUGUAGGCGAUGUGGGAGCGCGUUUGGGAACCAUAGAUCUUGGUGGAGAGCGGGUUGUGCUCAUAGAUUCCAACUUUCCUCUGGAGGCACCUGUCGGCGCCAUAGGACGCUCCAUUGUUAUUUUCGGACCAGAGCAUUCCCACGAGCGUUUCGCCUGCGCCAACAUCGAACCGGAUCACAAUGUCAUCAAGUACAUUAAUUUACAGAAGCCGCCACGUUUUGUUGUAGCACAGUUUCUGGAGGAGCUGCGUUCCGUAAUGGGCAUUCCGGAAUGGAUGCUGGAUGUGGAUGCUCGCAAGACAAAGGAGCUGCACGGCGGCGCCUGCAUUCAGAUGAUCAUUCACUUCAAGGGACCCAUUGCACAUCGUCUGGAGCUGGACAUGUCCCGACUGAUAGCAGCUGGUCGCCUCGAUGCUCCCAGUCUCUUUAUACCGGGCUAUGUCAAUCAAAAGCGCAAAUCGACCAUAUCGUAUCGCACCUGUGGAGUCAGGGAUCAGAACGAGAAACGCUCCAAAGUCUUCAAGGGCAGUUUCUCCUAUAGUUCAGCAGCAACCCAGCCAAAGUCUUAUAUACUCGUAUUAGCUGUGACAGUCAUCAGUUUAGUUUGUAGCAAACUUCUGUAAAUAAACAUAAAUUAAUAGAUGUAUAAAAUGUAUACUAUAAAUACAAAUCAAUUAAUGAUCUUA
Molecule: messenger RNA, 3534 nt
Organism: Drosophila innubila
Lineage: Eukaryota; Metazoa; Arthropoda; Insecta; Diptera; Drosophilidae
Gene: Rsod
Exons: 9
Coding region: 1-3471 (1156 amino acids)
Biological process (GO): superoxide metabolic process
Molecular function (GO): metal ion binding
Source: RefSeq, a predicted model, not a curated record